GUAGUGUAGUAGUAGUGAUCCUUGCAUGGCUUGGGCAAAAAGUUGGGGGACCUCUCACUGGAAGAAUCUGAUCGAUACGACGGUAAUGAUAAUGAUGUAGAGUCAUGACGACUGGACAGGUCCAAAUGAUCCGAAACGCCGAUCGCUGAGAGAAUGCUAGCCGGCUACACAGAAGAAGGUACGCCACAGGUGCAAGAGGAUAGGUGUGUGGAGAUUAGUUUCCAAUGCCCAAACAACCGGUACCGGUACAUGCAGAUUGGCCGAUCGAGUUCAUAACUACAUUCUCUUCACGGCCCAGCUGCUGCCGCCACGCCCGCUGUCAUGGACGGAGAAGCUUGGGGUGACGAUGCAGGCUUAUCCGGCCAAAUACAAAAUGGAAGUGACGAGAGGGAGCGGUGUUUGCCUGGUGGGCACGGUCACCAGAUGUCAAUGGUGUCCAGUCAUGGGACGACAGCUGAUCGGGUGCAGCACUCUCAUCAGCACUGUCACACACCGUUCAGGAUAGUGGGAGCGAACGGCGAGCGACUUGCCGAGCGCCUGCUGCCGUUGUCCCACCGGCUAUACUACAUCAGGGACUUCUUCAUCACGCUGGUCGUGUGCAAGUGGCGGUACACAUUGCUUGCCCUGGCAGGCCUGUACUGUGCCAGUUGGAUACUGUUUGCAGGUCUGUGGUAUGCGCUUAACACGCACGACGAGUCCUGCUUCCAUCUAUCCAACUCCACCUACUCCGAUAGCUUCAACACAAUGUUCAUCUUCUCCAUCGCCGUGCAGACAACGAUAGGCUUUGGCAAUGACUUCAUUCAGGACAGCUGCCAGCUGGGCUCAUUUCUCCUGGCAGUUCAGUGCGUUAUUGGACUGAUGCUCGACGGCUUGCUGCUCGGCCUCAUCCUGACCAAGGCGUCGCGUGCAAAGUCGCGCGCACGCACCGUGCUGUUCAGCACGCACGGCGGAAUAUGCCGACGCGACGGGCAGCUGUGCCUGCUGUGGCGUGUCGCCGACCUGCGCACGCGCAGCAUGUGCGAGGCUCACCUGCGCGCCUACUGCUACCGCUCACAGACCACCCUGGAAGGCGAGCAGCUAGACUGGGAGUGCCGCGAGCUGGACCUUGGCUACGACACCGGCCGCGAUCGUAUACUCCUGCUGCUGCCGGUGACUGUUUGCCAUUUCAUCAACGACGCAAGUCCACUGCGACACUUGACCGAAGAGGAGCUGAGCAGGUCGCGCUUCGAGAUCGUCCUGCUACUGGAGGGCGUGAUCGAGGCAACCGGCCUAACCGCACAGGCCAUGCAUUCCUACACCAACCGGGACAUUCUCUGGGGUUAUCGCUUCAAACCAAUGGUGAGCACAACAACGUCUGGCAGAAUUGCAGUGGAUUAUUCCGAACUGAACGCAAUGCAAAAAGUUGACAUUGAACUUCCCGGGAUGUGAGUUUGGUCAUUUAUCAUUAUCAUUGAAAACACAGUAAAACAGUUAUCCUCAGCAGCUUGACAUAACAGAAUUUCAGCUUUAUGUACAGCAUUAUAAAAAAAACAGCGUAACACUUGAACUAAUUUUAUGUAAAAACAAAACUUUUUUGGUAAAUUUCAAAGACAUGAACGUAUUUUUCUAUCGUAUACUGGUGAAACAUCAUACAAUGAUGCACUUCUAUUUUCUGUAGUA
Sycon ciliatum is the source of this 1659-nucleotide messenger RNA. Its product is annotated as G protein-activated inward rectifier potassium channel 2-like. Lineage: Eukaryota; Metazoa; Porifera; Calcarea; Leucosolenida; Sycettidae. Gene Ontology annotation, cellular component: plasma membrane. Gene Ontology annotation, biological process: regulation of monoatomic ion transmembrane transport; potassium ion import across plasma membrane. Bases 322 to 1428 code for a protein of 368 amino acids. The transcript is spliced from 2 exons. Gene Ontology annotation, molecular function: inward rectifier potassium channel activity. The record is from RefSeq and is a predicted model, not a curated record.